This is a messenger RNA of Exophiala oligosperma, 2652 nucleotides long. RefSeq lists its product as uncharacterized. NCBI's taxonomy places the organism in Eukaryota, Fungi, Ascomycota, Eurotiomycetes, Chaetothyriales, Herpotrichiellaceae. The coding region runs from base 526 to 2133 and encodes 535 amino acids. The record is from RefSeq and is a predicted model, not a curated record. The transcript has a single exon.
CGAAACACUUGCUGUUGCGAGAGUCUCACCUCUCAGCACAGCCUCAGCUGCGUUUCCAAAUCAUUCCCACGAGUCUUCCAUACAGACUAUCUCCCUCACCCCCUUCCCCUUUCGUUCUUUUUGUGCUCCAUCUACUUGCUCGCUUCUGUCCUCGCAACCCUCUCGCCUUCACGAUCCCAAUCCGAUACCGAGGGGUUUUUUCUUGCUCAGAAAUACCAAGUUUCCGGAUAUAAGCCAUCGCCAUAUUCCACCUGUCUGAUUCUCGACUAAGGAAUGAUUUCGUUCAUGAUACCGAGUAUUAGGAACAAUAUAAUCCUUCCAUAAUCCUAUUUCAUCUCCAACUCACUCCGUAUAUAUCCUCUCCAUCGACCCUAUCGUCUUUUUGUCCAUCCUGACCCCACCCGGACGGAAAGCAAUUCUAUUGCGGUGGCACGCGGUCAGCAAAGCAGCGGCACAGGUGUAUCCGGGGAGCAAAAAAAAAGAGAAGGGCGACUGCUUCUGUGGUGGAGGCACUGUGACGGCAAGAUGCAUAACAUCUACAAUCACCAGAGAUGGGUGGCCACCGCCCUUGCGGGGCUGUCGAUGCUAUGGCCGACGACAUUCGCCCAAACCAUUACGCCGUCGAACAGCUCGCAGGACUUAUACCCAGUCUCGACCUCCCCGAGGUUCAUCAUGAACGGCACCGAAUUCCCAGAUAUACCGCCGGUGCGGUUGGCUCCGCUGGGGAUAUAUGCCGAAAUGUCGCAUAACAACUUUAUCUCGGUCGACGUGCAAGGGCACCUGGUGAAUGUCAAUGCCGCCAAUGCCAACGACAUCACGGACGUGGACCAGUUCUCUUACAUGUCCUGUGACCCGGAAGCAUACAAUGGUGGCAACCUGGAUGCAAGUGAAGUCUUUCGCAUCGUGGUGAAUGCACCCCGCGCCAACAUUGUCAUUCUAUACAGUGAAACGAGUGAUCACUGCUCUGCGACUGGCCUCAGCAGUCUUCCGACCAUAGGUGGCAUCCUCACCACAACCGACACAAUGACAGCGUCCAGCCUUGCUAAGCUAGCUCUUAGUCAAGACAGUACCGGCACUGCUGCCAUUCUCCCCGAUCUAAACUCCUACACCAAUUCGUCCAGCGGUGGCUGGAACGGCAACGGCUCACUUGGCCAGUCUCCUACCACAGCAGUCGCAAUGAUUAUUCUGUACUCCAUCACUGGCGUCAUCACAGCCCUCUUCGUCGUCAUCAUUGUGACUGGAGCUAUUCGGGCACACAGGCAUCCAGAACGUUAUGGUCCUCGAAACAUAGUAGGCCGCGGCCGUCAGAGUCGCGCCAAGGGUAUCGCGAGAGCCAUGCUCGAAACCCUCCCCAUUGUCAAAUUCGGAGACCAUCAAGACCUUCCCACCACCAAGCAGCAAUCGACUGACAUCGAAAUGAACGCCGGCACCCCUCAAACCGAGACUGCAACCACCACCGAUCCCAUGGACACCACCAAAGCAAUAGAGGCUCCCGAAGUCAGUGCGGCAGACACAAACAGCACGACAAGUGUUGACCGAACAGGACCGCAUACACAAGCUGCUGUCGCAACGAGCAACCCCGAUGGAACCGACGCAGAGGGCCACCUAGGCUGUUCAAUAUGUACAGAGGAUUUCAACAAGGGCGAAGAAGUCCGGGUAUUACCUUGCAACCACAAGUUCCAUCCCGGCUGCGUUGACCCCUGGCUCCUGAAUGUCAGCGGCACGUGUCCAUUGUGUCGAAUCGAUCUCCGACCUCAAGGUCAAGGAGAAGGUGAAUCUGGUGAUGUAGAUGCUCAGACCCAAGCGCAGCGCACUGGGUCAGAUACCACCUUACCGCCUCCACUUGUGGCUGCGGCCACAGGGGCAAACGCCGAAGAAACCACACACCGAGCUGGCGGACGAAGAGAAAUGAUUGCGAAUCUGCGUCGCUUGGCCCACGGGUCAAGAGAAGAUCGGAUCGCGGCGUUGCGGCGAUUCAGGCAAGAGGGUAUAAGCUCAAAUGCGAGCGCUCCCGCGGCAGGCGCCGCCGGUGCACCUCGACAACAGUCGGAGGAGGAACAAUCAAGCCUCGCGAGACGCUUCAGGGAGCGCUUUAGGAUCCGCACCGAGCGAAGAGGCACCAGCAACAACUAACGGGUAUCAGAGUUCUGGUGUGGAACCAAAUGAACCAAGAACCAUGUGAUCUUGAGGGGCCGUCAUGUAUGACUUGUGUUAUAAGACGAUGCGAUGUUUAUGACUUUUUGGGGGAACUUUCUAUGGCGACGAAUAGGUUUGGGAUACGGAAAUGUAUGUAUGGAUCACGAAAAAGGCAACUUUUGGACAAGGCCAUUUUGGGUCAAGGGAUUAUUUGCAAAGCAUUGCAGGAGUUCUUUUGCAAGGGUUUUUUUUGCUUUCGGACCCGAAUGGAGGGAUUGUCUCGAUAUCUGGAUAGGUUGAGGUUCAUCUCACGUCGUCCAUGGAUCAUGGCCUGGUCUUGUAGGGCUGGCUUUUAUGCUUUUUGGGGGAAUCCGGGACUGGAGACUUGGGGACGAAAUAUGCUGUAUCAUGCAUGGUUGUCUCAGGUCAGAGGAAAGGUAUCUACAGAAUACUCAUAGAAUCAUGGUCGGUCAAUCAAGUCUCACACCUCAAUGAACAAACCAGAUUAUCUUGCUC